CACAUUAUUGGUAUCAAUCUAUUUAAGGGCUGAAUCUCGUGUGUCCUGUCCCCAUCUCAAACCAAACCACCAUGAAGAACUUGAUCGUUGCCGUUUUCGCUCUGCCUUUGGUGCUCUCCCAGCUGUCGGACCCGACCAAAGUAUGCGCCCCUGACAAGCUCCAAAGUGACGUUUAUGAUUUUAAUAACAAUGUGAGUGAAUACAUUUAGUUUUCAUAGGUUGACAACUUUAUUUUUUUAAAAAUAUUUUUACAGACUUUUAUUUACUGAACGUCCUACGCCUGCCAAUGUCGACGGCCUUAUAUUUGAGAAUUCCCCAUCAGCCAGUGAAAAUCUACAAGAAUUUAUGUUAAAGCGAUGUGAAAAUUGACAUUUUUUAUUUCUCGGCAAUUUUAUGAUACGAUGUUAAAACGAUUGUUUUAAUUUUCAUUAAAGAUGAUGGAUAACAGAAUAUUUUUAAUAACUUUCGAAUUAUAGGAAAGAAAUUAUAAUUUUGAUUGUUAAGAAUUAGAAGCUUUAAUAUUUUUGUUGUUGUUAAAAUGUCUAUUUCUAUUUCAUAUUCACAACUAAGUUAUUGAAAGAAAUGUGUCAAUUUUUUUAAAGUCUUUAAUUUUUUUAGAAAAUACUUCAAUAUCAGUUUAUUAAUAUUUUCCCAGGCCUAAACAUAUCUUAUUCAACUGUUUAUUUAAUUGCCCGGCUUGAACGCGGUCUUUCAUUCAUCAUUUAUUUUAAAAGAUGCUAAUUUCUGCUUGAUUGUCUUUUGAAUGCGAAUUUCAGGAUUUCGGAAAGGUUGCUGCAGAUUUCACAAAAAAUUUGAGCUCAGUGGCAUUCGUCAAAUCUGGCCUCAGAGCACUGUAUGACUUAAGCUCAGUAAGUUCUUAUUUUAAUUUUGUAGUAAAGUCUCUGAGCACGUUGUAUAAUUACAACAGCAUCAUCUCAGAGAUGAAUCUAUUUCAUCUGAAAAGGUCUUUUUUAACUUUCAAAAAAGAUACAUCACACAUAGACUGUACAAUUUCACCUGAAGAAAAGGAAAUAUUUAACCAUCUGUUGUUUUUUUACAUUUUAUUUGUAAACUUUUUUUUUUUUUUUUUUUUUUUUGAGAAAUAAAAAUUGAAUACGUACAAUUUCAGUAAUGAAAUCUUUCUUUAUUCAAACAGCUCAAAGGUUAUCUGUUUAUUUUUUUUUUUUUUUUUUUUUUUUUUUUAAAUUUUUUUUUUUUUUUUUUUUUUUUUUUUUUGAGAAAUAAAAAUUGAAUACGUACAAUUUCAGUAAUGAAAUCUUUCUUUAUUCAAACAGCUCAAAGGUUAUCUGUUUGCCAGCGAUGGUUCGUGUACUUCUUUUAACCUGGACCAGACUCAAGUGGUCACCCAGUGUCUACCAGGUGUGUUACAAUAUCCCCCAGGAUUUAUUCUAUAAAUUUAUACUCUGAUGACGGAGCCCGCAGCAAGAGUCGAUGGUAUCAUAUUGUUUCCUAGAUUGAGAAGCAACAAAUCAUGAGCAGACGUUAUACCAGACGUUAUCCCUCUAAACCACUCUUACGAACUGCAUGGCCAUAUUCUUGAGCCAGUUUCCUCCGUAAAGUACUUGGGUGUUACCAUUCAAAGAGAGGUCCGCAGGGACGAGCACAUUAACAGUGUGUGCAACCGGGCAAACAAGACCCUGGGGUUCCUAAGGCGCAAUCUGAAGAUCGGAAACUCAAGCGUGAAAGAAAAAGCCUAUAAAGCCUUUGUCCGGCCUAUUUUAGGGUACGCUUCUACAGUCUGGGACCCAUUUACCCAGAAAAGCAUCAACAGGUUGGAGGCGGUCCAGCGACGGGCAGCACGCUUUGUCAUGAACCGCUACAGAAACACCUCAAGUGUUGGCAGCAUGCUGGAAACACUGGGCUGGUCUACAUUGGAAGAACGACGACGACUAUCCAGGCUCUCCAUGUUGUACAAGAUAAAAAAUGGGCUGGUCCACUGCUUCGGAAUCAAACAGAAACUCGUUCAUCUUCCCCCUAGACUGCGACGAAGCCACGACAGACAGUUCCGGCUGGUAAAAACAAGAACCAAGUACAGGAGCUCAUCCGAUAGUGGCAAACUCUCGACACCACGUGUUUGCCUUGAGACUUACGGAAAGCGCACUUUCGCAUUUGCUGGUCCACUAAUUUGGAACGCCCUUCCUGUCAAUCUCAGAAACAACCAGACACUGGAGUCCUUUAAAACCGAUUUAAAGACACAUCUAUUUCGCAAACACCUUCUGGGAUGAUUUUCAACAUUAUUUUCCAGUUAAUGCAUAAUGGCUGUGUUGCUUAUGGUUGAAAUGGCUAGAAAGACUUUGCCAUUGUAUGCUUGUACUUAGUUUUUGUCGUGAUGCAUAAUGGCUGUGUUGCUUAUGGUUGAAAUGGCUAGAAAGACUUUGCCAUUGUAUGCUUGUACUUAGUUUUUGUCGUGUUGCGUUUGUUUUAAAUGUGGUAAACUAUAGAUUUGUUUUUUUUUUGACUUUGUACCGCGCUUCGAGCCUUUGGGGAUGAAGCGUGUUUUUGAAAUGAACUUUAUUAUUAUUAUUAUUCCUGCCGAAGACAAUAGGGUACUGGAGCAAGCUUCCAAAAGCAACAGUUGAGGCAGCUACACUCGACACAUUUGUGUCUAUUGCCUCCUUAAUUCCAACCCCCAGUUCAUAACACCACUGCUGAGUCGCCCUUGCAACCAGUGAAGCAUCCCAUUGAAACCCAUGCACAGUAACAUCGCAAACCCCUCUAAAACAUAGGAGCCAGAAUGAUCAAUUCAUUGAUCGUGGGCCCUCAAAAUAAAGAAGAAAAAGAAGAAGUAAAGAGUUGACGACUUUAUCAUACGACGUCCAACAUAUUUAGACUUUUCUCCUAGAAAAUUAGCCAAGAAAAGAUCUCACUGCCAUCAACAUACCUCAUUUUUUAAAAAAAUAACCAGACCUUUUUGAUACAAAUCUCAAAAUGGAAAGAAAAAUUAAUAAUUAAAAUUUCACACAGAUUAUCUCAUUAUUAUCUAAUUAUUAUCUCAUUAUAAUAUUAUAAGAAACUUAAGAAACAUAUUUACUAGUUCCACAUCAAUCAAUGAUCCUUAUAAUUAUUCUCACUUACAUUUAUGCGCCUUACAAUACAAAUAUUUAUAAAAAUUAUCUUACUUCACCCAUUUUAGCCAACUCAAGACAGCUGUCAAACACCACCACCACAAUUGGCCUCGCUUCCAGCGGAGGACUUAAGAUAGUCGCCUACGAGGUUCCUGUAACGGCCACUGUCAGCAUUAGGCUUGCCUUCACCGACUCAACGCCUGCCUACCCAGUUCUUCGUCAAGUUAUCGGUAAGUUGCCGGCUGCUAGCCACAUCCUUAGCGAUGACCUCUCGCUCAAGACUGAGACGUAAACCAUCGUGCAGUAAUACUCAAAGUUACAAGGGAUUCACAAACGCUUACACAUUGAUACUUUUGUACAGCGUCAGUAUUAACACCUGUUAACGUUUUUGUAUUCGUUUUGAGGGCCAGAAGAGUUUCAAACAACAGUUAUAAAAUACAAAAUAGAUCCUUCAUACUACUGAAAUACAUUCACAAUCUAAUUUUUUUAAAAAAAUAUUUCUUCAACUCUCAUAUACGUUAAUCAUAUUAAUCGAUUCCAAAGAGUUGAAACCAAAUUAUUUUGUAAACACGAUUAAAAAAUCUUUUUUAAAAAAAACUAGAGGCAUAUAAGACGCUUAAGUGGUACAUUUAACUUUAAAUAAUAAGAGGAAAUUGCUAGUUUAUCAAAAAUAGGGUUGUCCAUCUCAAUUCAUAUGGUUGCAUGGGCGCCCGCAGAAAACUUUCUAGGGGGUGGGGGACAAAAAAAAAUCGAUUAACUUUCCAGGGGGGGGGCGAAAAUUGUUUGGUAAUGUUUUAAUGUAGUUUUAAUUUACUGUAGCGUAUUUGUAUGGUGAACGAACGGACAGGACAUCAGCUUAGUUACUUUCUCUUUAUUUUCUCUUUACUUUAAUACAUUUUUUGUCUAUUUUUGUCUAAAAAGUUUUUAUCCAAUCAAUCCAGGGAGGGCAAAAAACCCCUUGCCCCCCCCCCCUUGCGGGCGCCCAUGUCUCGUUGCAUCUGUACAUAUCUAUGCUUAGCGUGCCCACAUAUACCUAUGUUUGAAGGAUUAAAACCAUUCAUGUUUAUGUUCAUAACGUUACAGGCACAAACAGCACUGUAUCAGGCGGUGUUCUUUUCUUCACCAACCCAACCGUCACCAUCGACCCAGCCCUGUUCGUCAUCCCAGUGGUUUGUCCUCCCAUCACAAUCGGCGGCUAAAUUUAUCUCCAACUAACUUUCAUAUGUGCCUCGAAAACUUUAUGUAUUUUUGUUAAUACUAUGUAUUGAAGUAAUAAAAUUGCUAAAAUUUCACUGAUCAUUAAAUUUUUUCUUCAUAAUCAUAAUUACUAGACCACGAUUUUAGCUUUGAAGUCAAAUGUUCAUGUCAAGGAUAGCAAUUUUAAAAAACAACAAACAAAUAAACAACAGGAAAU
Molecule: messenger RNA, 4500 nt
Organism: Lymnaea stagnalis (great pond snail)
Lineage: Eukaryota; Metazoa; Mollusca; Gastropoda; Lymnaeidae
Source: the annotation of a GenBank genome assembly